CAACUUUAUUUUUUUAACUGCAACAGACAUUUUAAGUCCUUUUAAUACUUGCAGCCUCAGUAUUUUUAACUUUUUAGUAAUUUUUAGUAUUACUUUUUCACAUCACGACAUCAGACAACAGUGUUUGGGACUGCCCUCCAGACGUACACACAUACAAUUAAUUCACUACUUUUUUGCUUCAAAAUUUUAUAAAACAAUGGUAGUCUUGCAACUCCGAUUUUUAUUAGUUCCAUUCCUCACAAGCAUCAUGGGAGCAGCACAAUAUAUGAUGCAAGACGCAGCACUGAUGAACUACAUUGACCGGCGUUUCCUAUCUUUAGAGAAGAGGCUGGAAAAAUGCAACCAAGACAUACUGGAUUAUGUGGAAGAAUUCCGAGACUUUUCAAAGAUGGUACUGUCACGCCUGGCAGGACUGAACAAUUAUAAAGCUGAGGUUAAAAGUGAAGUAGAGAAUUUGCUAACAAGAAUUGAACGAGCACAAAGGGACAUUGACUAUUUUGGAUCUGUCACAGAUUCUAAUACAUGUAUAGAAGUACAUGAAGACCUGAUGAAACAGCAGCUAUUUGAAGAAGCAGAAGAGAAAAAGAAACUUAAACUCAUGCUUAAUGCAAGUUGUGACCACAUGCUUGCAGGUAUUAAGUCCCUAAAGAUAGUUAAGAAGACUGGAGAUAAGCAUGGCUCUUGGAUGAAAGAUCCCGGCAAAAAGCAUACAAAGAUUUAUUUAUUAAAUGGUUCUGUAAAUAAUGUUAUUUUGGAAUUUGCAAAUAUCAUGACAUUCAUGGAAAGCAAUCAUACACUAAAAGCUCGCAGAGUUACCUUGCCAUUUCCUUGGGAAGGAACUGGCCACAUCAUAUAUCAAGGUUUCAUGUUCUAUCAUAGAUAUGGCUCCCUAAAUGAGAUAAUUAAAUUCAAUAUCCAGAAAAGAAAUAUAACUGACCAAAUGCUACUGCCAGGGGCUGGAAGGAUUCCUGCCUAUCAGCUUUCUCCGUCUACAAAAAUAGAUCUUGCCAUUGAUGAGCAAGGACUCUGGGCAAUUCAUGCAGAACCAGAGACUGGAGGAAAUAUUGUAAUUACUAAAAUCAACCACAUAACCAUGGCAGUAGAGCACACGUGGGACACAUCAUGCAAUAGCAAGGAUGCUGAAGCAGCUUUCAUGGCAUGCAACACACUCUAUGUUGUCUACAACUUUCCUAGUGGAGGCACCUCUCGCAUACAAUGUGUUUAUGACGUUUUCGGUGCUGUAAAUGCUUAUGAAAUCCCAGUAUUGCAUUUUCCAAAACGACAGGGUAGCCAUUCCACUAUACAUUACAAUCCUAAAGACAAGCAACUCUUUGCUUGGGGUGAUGGAUCCCAGAUCAUUUACAAGCUUCACACAAAGCAAAAAGUUUAGAAUCUUUAGCAACUUUUCAAAUACACUUAAAAGCUAGCAGUCCCAUG
This is a messenger RNA of Gavia stellata (red-throated loon), 1437 nucleotides long. RefSeq names its product olfactomedin like 1 (gene OLFML1). The record is from RefSeq and is a predicted model, not a curated record. Gene Ontology annotation, biological process: signal transduction. The transcript is spliced from 3 exons. The coding region runs from base 197 to 1390 and encodes 397 amino acids. Lineage: Eukaryota; Metazoa; Chordata; Aves; Gaviiformes; Gaviidae.